AUGACUAUUCCAGACAUCCCCGUGUCAGCUGAGUUCCUGACAAGGUUCUCAUACCACAGCAGCAGCCAAGGGGACCAUGGCUACCUUGGGAGGACGGUGCAUGAGAAAAUGUCAUUUGGAUCAUUUCCACUGGCAAAUCUGACAGACCUCAACAUUUGGAAGGAAAUGGCAAAUGGGACAAGUGUGGAAGAAUUUAUCCUUCUUGGAUUCCCAGGCACAUGGCAAUUCCGAGUCUCCUUUGUGGUGGUAUUUGCACUGAUGUACAUCCUGACAGUAAUAGGCAAUGCAUCCAUUAUAGCUCUUGUGUGGAGAAGCAGCAACCUACACACCCCAAUGUACUUUUUCCUCUGUAAUCUCUCCUUUCUGGAGAUCUGGUACACUACAGGUGUUGUUCCCAAAGCUAUAGGAGUCAUGCUGGGCACUAGCCAGACCAUCUCCUUCAGUGUGUGCAUCCUCCAGUUGUUCUUUCUUCUCUCUCUAGGCUCCACUGAGUGUUUUCUCCUGUCUGUCAUGGCCUAUGACCACUACUUAGCCAUAUGCUACCCCCUGAGGUACUGCUCCCUCAUGAACAGUGUCCUCUCUGUUCGGCUGGCACUCAGCUCCUGGCUGGGAGGCUUUUUGGCCAUUUCCCUGCUGGCCUUUCUGACAUCCAGGCUGACUUUCUGUGGGCCAGAUGUCAUCAAUCAUUUUCUAUGUGAUAUAGAUUCCUGCCUUGCCCUCUCCUGCAGUGAUACAUGGCCUGUGGAGCUGGCAACCUUCCUUAUCUCCAUAAUAGUUGUGGUGGCCUCCUGUGUGGUCACCCUAGUCUCCUACAUGUACAUCAUCUGUUCCAUCCUGCGGAUCGAGUCAGCCCAUGGCCGGAAAAAGGCCUUUUCCACCUGCUCUGCCCAUCUCAGUGUUGUCACGAUCUGGUAUGGCUCCACCAUGUUCCUGUAUGUCAAGCCAUCAGCCCAGAAUUCCCUGGAUCUGAACAAAAUUGUGAAUACCUUUAACACAGUGGUAACUCCUUUGUUAAACCCCUUCAUUUACACACUCAGAAACAAAGAGGUGAAGCUCGCUUUGGGACGGGCUUUCCAGAAAAAGUGA
This is a messenger RNA of Sturnus vulgaris (Common starling), 1086 nucleotides long. It is a transcript of the gene OR6F1, whose product is annotated as olfactory receptor family 6 subfamily F member 1. Gene Ontology annotation, cellular component: membrane. Gene Ontology annotation, biological process: G protein-coupled receptor signaling pathway. NCBI's taxonomy places the organism in Eukaryota, Metazoa, Chordata, Aves, Passeriformes, Sturnidae. Gene Ontology annotation, molecular function: G protein-coupled receptor activity; olfactory receptor activity. The record is from RefSeq and is a predicted model, not a curated record.